Hibiscus syriacus is the source of this 728-nucleotide messenger RNA. RefSeq names its product WAT1-related protein At5g40240-like. The record is from RefSeq and is a predicted model, not a curated record. NCBI's taxonomy places the organism in Eukaryota, Viridiplantae, Streptophyta, Magnoliopsida, Malvales, Malvaceae. Bases 1 to 717 code for a protein of 238 amino acids. The transcript is spliced from 4 exons. Gene Ontology annotation, molecular function: transmembrane transporter activity. Gene Ontology annotation, cellular component: plasma membrane.
AUGGAAAAACUAGAACUCAAAAGAGCAGCAACUCAAGCUAAAAUCAUUGGCACCGUAGCAUCAAUAUCUGGUGCAUUUGUCAUGAUUUUCUACAAAGGCCCCAUAAUUAUGUCAUCAUCACCUUCGUGGUCGUCAUCCGUCCUACAACUUCAAAGGCCUUUGGAGUCUUCUCAAACUAAUUGGAUCAUUGGUGGAAUCCUUGAAACUCUUGCAUAUCUUCUUUAUUCAUACUGCUAUAUCAAUCUGGCACAAACAAUGAAGAUAUAUCCAGAUGAGUUUGUUGUAACCUUGUUUUACAACUUGUCUGUGGCCCUUUUAGCUAUACCAGUAGGCUUGAUUGCAGAACCACAGUUGAGUUCUUGGAGAUUAACGUCGAGUGUAUCAGUUGUUGCAGUCCUAUUCACGGGGAUAUUCGGGUUCUCAUUAAGCGCAGUUGUUCACACAUGGUGUGUACGGUUGAAGGGGCCUGUGUUUGUUGCAAUUUUCGCACCCACUUCGAUUGUUAUAGCUUCUGUUAUGAGUGCCAUAUUCCUUGGCGAAGCAAUUUAUCUUGGAAGCGUGAUAGGAGCGGUGAUCAUAACUGUUGGAGUCUAUGUUGUGUUAUGGGAAAAAGCAAAAGAAGCAGAAGAAAGGAGAGAUGAAGAGUCCUGUGGCUUAACCGGGUUUGGACCCUCGUCUGAUGGUCGGCUUCCAUUGCUGCAGAGUUAUAAAAAUUGAAGAAAAGCGUA